Messenger RNA from Sorghum bicolor (sorghum), 1710 nucleotides. RefSeq names its product GDSL esterase/lipase APG. NCBI's taxonomy places the organism in Eukaryota, Viridiplantae, Streptophyta, Magnoliopsida, Poales, Poaceae. The transcript is spliced from 4 exons. Gene Ontology annotation, cellular component: apoplast. Gene Ontology annotation, molecular function: hydrolase activity, acting on ester bonds. The record is from RefSeq and is a predicted model, not a curated record. Bases 277 to 1359 code for a protein of 360 amino acids.
CACGCGGCACUGUGCGUGCCCUGCUCACCUCAUCAGUGUUCUGGUUCUGAAAGGAGAGAGUGUGCACUGACUCUGAGUGACAGACAGCUGGGCCCUGCUGAUUAAGGCCAGAACCUCCCCGGGGUGCCUGUCAGCACAGCUUGGUCGUCACUUAUAUAAAGCUCACACAAGACACGGCCGGUUUCAUUACACUUUUGCGUUGCGUGUGGUCGGAGUGUUUCAGAUUCAGAGCAGAGCUGAGAGCACUUGUCGUCGUCGUCUCGGAGCUCAGAUCAGAUGAUGGCUCUGCAGGCGCAGCAGGGGAGGUGGAUGUCGUCGCUGGUCCUGGCGAUCUUCUUCCUGGCGGGAGUUCCCCGCGGCGGCGAGGCGCAGCCGCUGGUGCCGGCGGUGCUGACGUUCGGCGACUCGACGGUGGACGUCGGGAACAACGACUACCUCCACACCAUCCUCAAGGCCAACUUCCCUCCCUACGGCAGGGACUUCGCCAACCACGUCGCCACCGGGAGGUUCUGCAACGGCAAGCUCGCAACCGACAUCACUGCUGACACGUUGGGGUUCACUACCUACCCUGCGGCGUACCUCAGCCCACAGGCGUCAGGGCAGAACCUCCUGAUCGGUGCCAACUUCGCGUCCGCGGGGUCUGGGUACUACGACCACACGGCACUUAUGUAUCACGCGAUCCCGCUGUCCCAGCAGCUGGAGUACUUCAAGGAGUACCAGUCGAAGCUGGCGGCGGUGGCCGGCGCCGGGCAGGCCCACUCCAUCAUCACCGGCGCGCUCUACAUCAUCAGCGCCGGCGCCAGCGACUUCGUGCAGAACUACUACAUCAACCCGUUCCUCUACAAGACGCAGACCGCCGACCAGUUCUCCGACCGCCUCGUCCGCAUCUUCCACAACACCGUCUCGCAACUGUACGGCAUGGGAGCACGGCGGAUCGGCGUGACGUCGCUGCCGCCGCUGGGGUGCCUGCCGGCGGCGAUCACGCUGUUCGGGCACGGCAGCAACGGGUGCGUGUCGAGGCUGAACGCGGACUCGCAGAGCUUCAACCGGAAGAUGAACGCCACCGUGGACGCGCUGUCGCGGCGGUACCCGGACCUGAAGAUCGCCGUGUUCGACAUCUACACGCCGCUCUACGACCUGGCCACCGACCCGCGGUCGCAGGGGUUCACGGAGGCCAGGCGGGGAUGCUGCGGGACGGGCACCGUCGAGACCACGGUGCUCCUCUGCAACCCCAAGUCGGUCGGGACGUGCCCCAACGCCACGUCCUACGUCUUCUGGGACGCCGUCCACCCGUCCGAGGCGGCCAACCAGGUCAUCGCCGACUCGCUCAUCACCGAGGGUCUCAUCCUCGUCACAUAAUUAAACCACGCACGCUGGAUCGAUCGGAGAGACGGAGACUGCUUGUGGGGCCAGCCAGCGUCUGACCUACCACGACGAGCUGAGGCUGAGCAUCCUGAAAUGAAAGGAAAUAACGUCGUCGUUGUGGUUGGUUUUUGGUUUGCUUCAAAUCGAUCGAAAUACACAAAAGUCGUUAGGUGCCUACUGGAUCGGGCUCUAAACAUAUAUCUGUAAAAUUGUUACUUUUUUCUUGUUUUUCUUUUAAUUAAUGUUUUCGGAAGUACUUAUAAGGCACAUGAGUGAACUCCUAUUAUUGUCAAAUUUAAGUUCGAUGUUUGUGUAGACACAAGAGAAGAGGCAGAUUUUAUCUCA